GGAAAAUCCAAACGUAACGCCGAGCUGCCGUGCGUUCUCCUGUUGUGUUUACGUUCAUUCACUUUAACUAACUUUACAGAGGUCGACGGUUAAAAAAAUACACAACUGGAAACAAUCCGAUUUGAUAACGAGAAUGCAGAGGAUCUCCCGUUUGAAGCGUGAGCUCCAGAUGCUGAGCACAGAGCCUCCUCCAGGGAUGACAUGCUGGCAGACUGAAGGACAAAUGGAUGACCUCCGAGCGCAAAUAGUCGGUGGAGUAGGUACUCCGUAUGAAGGGGGACUUUUCUCCUUGGAAAUCAAGGUCCCGGAAAGGUACCCUUUUGAGCCCCCCAAAAUACGGUUCUUGACACCCAUCUACCAUCCCAACAUUGACAAUGCAGGACGCAUCUGUCAUGACGCUCUUAAACUCCCACCCAAGGGUGCCUGGAGACCGUCCCUCAAUAUCUCCACAGUCCUCGCCUCCAUACAGUUGCUGAUGGCCGAACCCAACCCAGAUGACCCACUUAUGGCUGAUAUAUCGUCAGAGUUUAAACACAACAAACCGCUUUUCCUGGAGAAGGCCAGAAAGUGGACCAAGGAAUACGCCGUUGAGAAGAACACGGGGUUGGCGGAGGGCGACAAAGAAAACACUCCAGAUUCCCAGUAUUCCCGCAAGAGAGAGGCUCCCCAAGAAGUGCGGCAGACAGAGGAGAGGCCACAGGAAUUCAAGAAAACCUGUUUGUAGACCACCAUUACAUCUACUUAUUAAAGUCAACACAACGCUGCUUCA
Lampris incognitus (smalleye Pacific opah) is the source of this 769-nucleotide messenger RNA. RefSeq names its product ubiquitin-conjugating enzyme E2T (putative) (gene ube2t). The transcript is spliced from 7 exons. Lineage: Eukaryota; Metazoa; Chordata; Actinopteri; Lampriformes; Lampridae. The record is from RefSeq and is a predicted model, not a curated record. Bases 134 to 724 code for a protein of 196 amino acids.